Pipistrellus nathusii (Nathusius's pipistrelle) is the source of this 3760-nucleotide messenger RNA. NCBI's taxonomy places the organism in Eukaryota, Metazoa, Chordata, Mammalia, Chiroptera, Vespertilionidae. The record is from the annotation of a GenBank genome assembly.
AUGGGUGAGCAAGCCCACCACGGAGCCCCAGUGUGCUCUGGCACCAACUCCAGGAAGUGCCAGGACCUAGGAGACUCAAUUCUUCUGAUUCUGGGCAGCUUCAUCUUGCUCAACGUGGGGAUCAAUGUGGUGACUCUGCUCUGGAGGCAUCUGAAGAGCUCCUUGCGGAUUCUUUUCCAUCAUUUUUUCCCCAAAGACAAGCAACCCAACUCCAUAGGCAACCAGCCCACGGGGAUGCGCUACUCUGUGGAUUCCAAGAACCUCUGCUUACGAGUCCCUUCCCGCUUCCAUCGCUGUCCAAGCCUCCUGCUCAGGAACCCUAACCAGCCUGACUCCUGCACACCAGAUACGAAUGAUGAGAAGGAAUUUAGGUGCUACUGGAUAAAGCCUCAGUACGGACAUGCCAGGGCUCCCAUAGAGACUCUACGGGGACUGUGGAGGGAGGGCAUGAAGGGAGCGAGGGAGGCCCCUCACAUCACAGCCACAAAGGCCCAAGACACCUAUCUCUCCAGGCAAGGGACAUCUUCCCCGUUCCCCAGGAUGAGCAAGUUAAAUAUGGUUCCACUCUGCUUGCCCCAAGGGAAUAAGACUAAGACCCCAGAUUAUGCUCCAGCCAAGACAUGGACCCACCCUCCACCCCGACACCCUGAGCACACCCCUACCCAGGCCCAGACCCGCCCCCCAGUGCACCCCUGUGAGCACACCCCCACCCAGGCCCAGACCUGCCCCCCAGCCCAACCCCCUGAGCACAACCCCACCCAGGCCCAGACCUGCCCCCCAGCCCAACCCCCUGAGCACAACCCCACCGAGGCCCAGACCUGCCCCCCAGCCCAACCCCCUGAGCACAACCCCACCGAGGCCCAGACCCGCCCCCCAGUGCACCCCUGUGAGCACAACCCCACCCAGGCCCAGACCCGCCCCCCAGCCCAACCCCCUGAGCACAACCCCACAGAGGCCCAGACCUGCCCCCCAGUGCAGCCCUGUGAGCACAACCCCACCCAGGCCCAGACCCGCCCCCCAGCCCACCCCUCUGAGCACAUCCUCAUCCAGGCCCAGAUCCGCCCCCCAGUGCAGCCCUGUGAGCACAACCCCACCAAGGCCCAGACCCGCCCCCCAGCCCACCCCUCUGAGCACAUCCUCAUCCAGGCCCAGAUCCGCCCCCCAGUGCACCCCUCUGAGAACACCCCCUCCCAGGCCCAGGUCCGCCCCCCAGCCCACCCUUCUGAGCACACCCCUGCCCAGGCCCAGGUCUACUCCAUAGUCUGCACCCCUGAGCACACUGGCACCCAGGUCCAUGGCCCUGAGCAUACCUCAGCCCACACCCUGGCCCAGGACCCAGCCAAGCUUUCCUUGGAUGCCUUUGGCCAGUCCCUGGACUACAUGCUUGAGCACCUAACAGUCCCCACCCCAACCAGCAACCCUGCUCAUCCAACCUAUACCCAUGCCCACAAGUUGGUCCCUCCCCCAACCUCUGCCCCAGACCCUCCUCUAACUUCUUCCCUUGCUGCUACACCUGCCCCAGCCCCUGUUCCAAAAUUUGCUUCAAACCUUGCCCCAGCACUGGUCAUGGCCCCAACUACCACUCCAGUUCCUACUCAUACCCCUCCCCCCACCCCUACCUACAGCCUAACUCCUACUCCCUCUGCCCUGGCUGCCUUCAAUCAAGACCCCUCCGCUGGCCAUGUGUUCUAUGCUGCCCCCAUGGCAAAGAAGAACUUAUUCUAUGGGUGUCCCACCCAGAACACUGGGUACUCCAGAAGGGACUUGGGUACCUUCGCCAGGCCCCAGGACAGGCAGAGACUGGUAAACUCUAGUAAAGCCGAGCAAACAUUGAAGCAACUUAGUGGGGAUACUGCCAACACCCCCACAGGAUCCACAGUAGGUUGCCUGAAGUCGGAGAAUAUGGGAUGGAAUGACUCAAAUGAUGCCAAAGACAAGGUCUUACAGCCCAAGACCUUCCCUUACUGCAGCUUCCAUCCUUGCAAUUCUGAGAGGAGAAACACAGACUCCCAGCCUCCAGCCUAUCCCAAAUUCCUGGUCUACUCCAAGGACGACUCACCUUCUCAACCUUGCUUUCACUCUCCCACCGGCAGCGUCCAGAACUCAAGGUGUACUGUGCCUCCACCAUACACUCUUUCUCUUCCUCUUGUUUCUCCCAGAUCCUUUAUUCUUCAACAACCCACCAACCACCAGGUGAAGCCCUCCACCUCAACACAAAUCCCCACCGGACCCCCAGUCUCCAUACUCUCUUCCCAGUUUCCCAUCCCUUCCCAGUUCUCCAUCAUUUCCCAACCCCCAAUCCAACCCCAAUCUUCUGAACUUCAUGAGAGUCUAGGCCUCACCCAAGACUCUGGCCUCCAAAGAACCCCAGGCCCUUCAAAGGACUCUAAAGUUCCCAAGAACCCAGGCCCUGGUCAAGAUCCAGGCCUAAAAAAGAUGCCAAACCUUACCCAACAUCCUCAUCUCUGCAAGAGUUCAGGCCCUUCCCAAGACCCUGGCAUUCACAAGAAUCCAGUUCCCCAAGAGUCUGGCCCUGAAAAGUGCCUUGGUCCGCCUCAAAAUGUAGGUGUUUUUAGGAGCCCAUAUCUCACCCAACCCUCUGGCCUCCAUAAGAACAAAGCAUUUCUCCAAAAUCCUGACAUUCAGAGGAACUCGGGCUUUGUGCAAGAGACUGUAUCAUGCAAAAAUCAAGAUCUCUCCCAAACAACUGGCGUCCAUAACAGCCCAGGCCUUCCUCAAGAUUCUGGAGGUUACAAGAGUACAGCGCAUGCCCAAGAUCAGAGAGUCGCUAGGAGUCUAGGCCUUACCCAAGAUUCUGGCCCACAGAAGGGGCCAUGCCUUGCCAAAGACUCUGAAGUAAACAAGAGCUCAGGCCAGGAAUCUGGUCUCUACAAAAACCCAGGCCUUGCCCAAACCUGUGGCCUCCAUAAGGGCUCAGGCCUCACCAAAGACUCGGGAGACUACAGAAAUGUAGGCCUGACUAAAGUUUGUGACCCCUGUGUGAAUCCAGGCCUUACCCAAGCCAAUGAAGCAAAAAAGAGAUGUGGCCUUACCCAAGAUGUUGGCAUGUACAGGAACCCAGAACACACUCCAAACCCUAACUUCCACAGGUACGCAGGGAUUCAACAAGAUUCUGGCCCACAGAAGGGCCCGCGUGUUAUCCAAGAUGCUGGCUUCCUCGGGACUCACGGCCUUACCAAGGAAUCAAGCCUCAUCCCAAAUCCUGACUUGCACAAGAACCCAGGCCUGGCUCCAGGUACCAACUCUGCCCAAGUCUUGGGUCCGUCUCAGACUCCAAAGUCCUCACAGCCCUUGAAGUCAUUCGUGUAUGAGGAGACUCCUCAGAAGAACGCGGAGCAGCAUCCCCCAUGGACUCCUGACCCUGCCAGCCAGUACGCCUGCCCUUCCAAGGCCCAGGUGGUCUACAGUGACCUGCAAACCUUCUCAGAGGUGCCCGUAUUGAUUGAGUUACAACCAUCCUCCCACCGAGUAGGUGGCCAAGACUGGGUGUACCGCCCUGUGGAUACAGUUCCUCCAGCCUGCCAGAACUACCACCAGAUGCCUAUGCCUCCAAAACCCAGCUUGAAGACUCACUGUCCUGGGGCAAGCGCCCGGGUAGGGCACGUGGUCUUCGAUGCCCGCCAGAGGCCUUGCGGCGUGGGCAGAGACAAGCGUGAAGCUCUAUCUCCCAGGCGCCUUCGCCAACAGGCAUCCGGCAACUCACUGGAGAACACCGAGUGGGGAUAUCAGUGUGUCAUGA